Messenger RNA from Penicillium malachiteum, 963 nucleotides. Its product is annotated as aldo/keto reductase family protein. The record is from RefSeq and is a predicted model, not a curated record. Lineage: Eukaryota; Fungi; Ascomycota; Eurotiomycetes; Eurotiales; Aspergillaceae. The transcript has 7 exons. The coding region runs from base 1 to 963 and encodes 320 amino acids. Gene Ontology annotation, cellular component: cytosol. Gene Ontology annotation, molecular function: aldose reductase (NADPH) activity.
AUGUCUCUUGGUCGCACCUUUAAGCUCAACUCGGGCUACGAGAUCCCCGCAGUUGGUCUCGGUACUUGGUUGUCCAAGCCCAACGAGGUCGAGAACGCAGUCGAGCACGCGCUUCGCAGUGGUUACCGUCACAUUGAUGCGGCAGCAUGCUACCAAAACGAGAACGAGGUUGGAAAUGGCUGGAAGAAGUCGGGUGUGCCCCGUGAGGAGAUCUUUAUCACCAGCAAGCUGUGGAACACUCACCACCACCCUGACAAUGUCGAGGAGGGCCUGAACAAGACCUUGAAGGAUCUCCAAACCGACUAUGUGGAUCUGUACCUUAUCCACUGGCCUGUAGCCUUCGAACACACCAAUGAAACUCUCACACCUACAGACCCUGUGACCAAGCGUUUCCGCAUUGCCGAUGUUCCGACCGCCGAUACCUGGGCUGCUCUGGAGAAGUUCGUCGCUGCGGGCAAGAUUCGCAGUCUGGGUAUUAGCAACUUUACUAUCGAUGCCACCAAGAAGCUGCUCGAGACUGCGAAGAUCCCUCCUACUGUGAACCAGAUCGAGGCUCACCCCUACCUCCUUCAGCCAGAGCUUACCAAGUACUUGAUUGAUAACAAAAUCCUUCCCGUCGCAUACAGCCCUCUAGGAAACAACAUCUUCAACAAGCCACGUGUCGUCGACGACCCUCUUGUCGUUGAGAUCGCCAAGAAGCUGAACAAGGACCCCGCCCAGCUGCUCAUUUCAUGGGCUAUCCAACGAGGCUCUGCAGUACUGCCCAAGAGUGUUACCCCCUCGCGAAUUGAGAGCAACUUCUCAGACUUUGUCAUUCCCGACGCAGAGUUCAAGGCCCUCAACAAGUUGGACCGUAACGAGCGAUACAACUACCCCUUCCGCUGGGGUGUGGAUGUUUUUGGAGAACUGGGUGCCGCUGAAUCUGAGCGUCGUGCUGAAGAGCACGCUGCUUCCCUGCGUUAA